UUGCCAAUCAUAUAUCAUUCAUUACAAAGUGAAAAAUCCACUGCAAAAUAUGUCUCUAAUAACAGAGGAGAUGAGAGCAAGUGCAACUGAAUUCUACACUGGAAAUGAUAUUUGUCAAGAAAAAUCAAAGUUCUUGUUAACAGAAAUGAACCUACCAAAUGGGCUUCUCCCUAUGCAAGACAUGUUAGAAUGUGGCUACGUUAAAGACACUGGCUUUGUUUGGCUCAAAUCCAAGAAAAAAACAGAGCACAAAUUUGAAAAAAUUGGAAGAUCAGUCCAAUAUGCAACUGAAGUGACAGCUUAUGUUGAGCCCAAUAAGAUCAAGAAACUUACUGGGGUUAAAGCUAAAGAGCUACUUAUGUGGUUAACACUCAAUGAAAUUUGUGUUGAUGAGCCAUCCACUGGGAAAAUCCAUUUCAAGUCUCCAACUGGUCUUGCUAGGACUUUCCCUGUUUCAGCCUUUGAACUUGAUGUCCCUAAAAAGGAAGUCAAAGAAGAAGCCAAUGAAGUGAGUGUUGCUGCAGUUGAAGUGAAAGAGGUUUAAGAAAUAAUAUAGUAUUGAUUUGCUUAUUAUAUAUAUUGAGAGAAAAAAGAAGUUUUAUUUUGAGUAAAUAGUUUGUUGUAUUACUACUACAACUAACUACAACUUAAGUUUAGUGUGAUGAUUAUCAAUUCAUCUUGAUGUACUCAUGAUGAUGAUCAAGUGGCUAAAUUAUGUCACAUUAUUAUUAUUAUAAAUAAUUUUAUUUUAAGUUAAAGAGUUUA
Molecule: messenger RNA, 765 nt
Organism: Solanum pennellii
Lineage: Eukaryota; Viridiplantae; Streptophyta; Magnoliopsida; Solanales; Solanaceae
Exons: 1
Coding region: 50-544 (164 amino acids)
Source: RefSeq, a predicted model, not a curated record